CAACGUACGUGAUGAGUUAGUUUGCGGUCCAUAAAAUAAAAUUACCUAUAACAAUAGCCUACUAGCCAGGAAUUUAAAUGAAUUCACUCAAACAUUUCCCAAGAGGCAUUUAGGCUACAGUUUAGAUGGGGGCAUAAAACUAAAAAGAAAGAACAUCCCUUCUAACGUUAUAGUUUCACAUCCAAUCUGUGGGACAGACUCCACCCUGUAUCCAAUAUGGUCAAGUCCUUCCCACCUAUCCAUAACCAACCAUGUUCAUUCACCUCCAACUAUCAACAGGGAUCAUACCUAUCACUUACAGCGAAGGCAACACAAUGCUUUUCACCUGAGAGGAUUCAAAAUUAAUUUCGGAUUAAUUUCUAUUGAAAGAUCACAGACAUUUACUUUAACCAUGGACAUUUUCUUAUAAAAUGUGGAUAUUUCAAACUAGUUGAUUUCUUUUAGAAUUCGCUGCAGAUCGUUUCAAAGGUAUACUUUUUUGAUUGGCAACGUUUCAACUGGGCACCAGGUAAUUUAGAUGAUGAUGUCUAGGUUGCAGCUAUUGCUCCUGUUGUGGUGCGCCAUCGCCCUCACUUGGGCACCAGUCGCAUCCAGCGAUGUGAUGGAGAACUCUUUGACAGAUGUCCAUGAUGGAAUUAAAGAGCAACUAGAACAGACCGAGGGACCACUUCUGGAUGAUGAGAUGGACAACCAGGAGAACGUUUUAACUCAGCUGCUGGGGGAUUAUGACAAAGUGAAAACGCUGUCCGAAGGCUCAGACUGUCGCUGUAAAUGUAUUGUCAGACCCCUGAGCAGAAGUGCCUGCCGGCGGAUAGAGGAGGGUGCAGCAACGGCUGAGGACUUUUAUACCGUGGAGACUGUGACGUCGGGGCCUAACUGUAAAAAGUGUGCGUGCAUAGCCCCGCCCUCUGCUCUGAAUCCCUGCGAGGGAGAUUACAGGUUCAAGAAGCUGCAGGAGGCGGGGAAAGAUGACAUCAAGCUCUCAACAAUAAUGGAGUUGCUGGAGGGAGCGUUUUACGGGAUGGAUCUGUUAAAGUUACACUCAGUUACAACUAAACUUCUCAGGAGGGUUGACAAUAUAGAAACGACCUUUUCUCGAAACCACACGGAGAAGGAGAAAGUGAGUGUGAGGAGCCGCUCUAGUGAGGAGAAUGAGAGAGAGAAGGAGAGAAGAGCACAGCAGAGGAUGGAAAAGAGAAAACGUCUAACUGAGCUGAAGCCGUCCCUGCAGAAGGAUACGGCGGCAGCCUAUACUAACACAGAGAAGUAUGAGGAGCGCUACGUGGGGGCCAAGGGCCAAGGGGCCACCAGGCCCAUGCUGAAGAGGAGCCAGCCAGAGGACAGGGAGGAGCCCCAGUGGCCCCUGAAAGGCAAGGUGGGGCCCAACGGCAUGGUCAUCAGAGGGGUGACCUUCUACAAGGCCAACACAGUGGACGAUGGAGCCGCUGAAGAGCUCACAGCAGAGGAAACCCUGAGCGGUGAUGGUUCCAUGGACCUGCUCAUCGAUGACCAGCUACUGAGACCCACCCAGCCCAGACCUGUGGCAGGCCCCCCGACACCUGCAUCCCAAGACAGGAAGGGGAACCCAGAUGACCAGGCCACUGACACCCCCAAAACAGCCGCUAGUCCCCAAAGGAAUCCCAUUGCAUCUGCCCCUGGAGAUACCGGGACACCAUCAACCACUGUUUCCAUCCCGACCACCACCACCAUUCAAACAAACACUAACACACCGGUUGCGACCACCACAACCACCAUUCAACCAGCGACUACCACAACCACCACUCAACCAGCGACCACUAGAAAACUUGAAACCUUGUCUGUUUUGACCACGUCUCCAACCACUGCACUGCAAAAUGUCAACAGCACCACAGCUCCGACCAGCAAGGUGACUAGUGUGCCCAGACCCAAGCAUCACAUCAGCUGGACAGAGGGCCACUCAGAGGUUCCCUCGGCGACCCCUAAAGUCCCUGGCCUGUGCAAAGACACUUUGGCCACCAUCUCUGACCCAGUGACCCAUAAUACCUACGGCCGGAAGGAAGGUGCCUGGAUGAAGGACCCGAAGGGCAACGGAAAUGUAAUCUAUGUCACCAACUACUACUAUGGCAACAACCUACUGGAAUUCCGCGACAUGGACACCUUCAAAAAAGGACGCUUCACCAAUUCCUACAAGCUGCCGUACAACUGGAUCGGCACGGGCCACGUCGUAUACAACGGAGCCUUCUACUACAACCGGGCCUUCUCCCGUGACAUCAUCAAGUUUGACUUGCGUCUACGCUACGUUGCGGCCUGGACAACGCUGCACGACGCAGUGUUUGAGGAGGAGGAGGACUCCUCCUGGAGGUGGCGAGGACACUCGGACAUCGACUUUGGGGUGGACGAGAGCGGCCUGUGGUUGGUGUACCCUGCGCUGGACGAGGAGGGCUUCCACCAGGAAGUAAUCAUGCUAAACCGUGUGAACCCGGCUGACCUCAGCCUCCAGAGUACGUUCAGAACAGGCCUGAGGAGACACUUCUACGGAAACUCCUUUGUCAUCUGUGGCGUCCUGUACGCGGUGGACAACUAUGAGCGUACCCACGCCAAUAUAUCCUACGCCUUUGACACGCACACACACACCCAAAUGAUCCCCAGAUUACCAUUCACAAACAACUACACGUACACAACGCAAAUCGACUACAACCCCAAGGACAAAAAGCUGUAUGCAUGGGACAACGGUCACCAGGUGACAUACGAUGUUAUAUUUGCAUAUUAAAAGCUGUGGAGUAGUGCUAAAAUAAAAAGGGACCAGCACUUUUUUUGUAUAAAAGUUUAAAAAUAUAUAUAUAUAAAAAAAUGGUCUUAGUGGAUUGUAGAGCAGUCUACAUGGCCUUUAUGUGUUGUACUGUAUAAUCCACGUUUAUGUUGUUCCAGGCUCCCGUGUUGUCCCAGCGCAUGUUGUUGUAUUUUAUAUAAUGGUCAUGGUCUUUAAUUGCCCAAAGGGCAGCAAGCAAGAUCAUUCAGCGAAGCAAGACAAGGUAUUUUCUUACUGCUUGUUAGAAGUUUAAAGUGUAUGUUGUAUAUACAUCAAUUAAAAAAUAAAACUGUUAAUAAAA
Molecule: messenger RNA, 3089 nt
Organism: Oncorhynchus keta (chum salmon)
Lineage: Eukaryota; Metazoa; Chordata; Actinopteri; Salmoniformes; Salmonidae
Gene: olfml2bb
Product: olfactomedin-like 2Bb
Exons: 8
Coding region: 518-2749 (743 amino acids)
Biological process (GO): signal transduction
Source: RefSeq, a predicted model, not a curated record